ACGUUCUUGGGCGUCGAUAAGUGGUGUGAGAUGUUCUUUCGGGAAAGGGACCACGAAGCUCUUGUACUGAAAACCAUAAGAAUUUCCUGAAGUUCCAAACUGUAUUCAGCGGGUUAAGCGGGUGUAUCCAGUAUUUCGCGACGCAUUGAAAACCACAAGGUUUCGUACACGCAGCAACUCACCGCCUUUUCCAUCUCAUCUACGAGAGCCGGGUUACCGAUACGAGACCUGUACAUCCCAAAGUCGAUAGGAGGAGGGUUUUCUGGAUACUGGAAAACUCUAAAAGUGAAGAAAAGUAACGUUACUUAUUAUGCUAUUCCAUUUGCGGCAGUCGAGAUGCAAAAUUAUGCCGCAGUAGCCGAUGCACGACAUCCUAAGCAGAAGCGAGAUUACCUCCUCAAAUAUCCAUCAGACUUGGUUUUAAACACUUGAAAUUGUUGCCUUUGGGCUGCCGGUACCCUUUCCGAAAAAGCCGCCCAAUUAAUUGCGGACUUAGAAAUCCUUUUCGCAGCCAUCUCUAACGAUGAGAAGGUCACCACAAAAGUGAAAUGUGUAACGGCUUGGAUUGAUUUUUCGUGCCAUAAAACAAGCCGUCUGCUAUUGACGACGGGAGUUGGGUGCUCACUUUCCGAAGUUUUCUGGCCUUUCUGGCAUAUUAUCUACGGUUUAUUUAUUGGCAUUUUAUUUUAUAAAUAAUUGUAAUUAAUGUUUACGAGGUUCAAAAUACACUGAUCAGCAGUGAGAAAAAAAGAAAGAAAAACAGAACAAAAGAGAAAAGAGGAAAAGAGUUAUUGUCGUAGCAGCCUCGGUUUCGCAUCUAGGUGUACGCUAUGCGCGCCGUGCAGAUAUUUAAAAUUAUUCAAAUGACAAUGACAUCACUACGUAGUUCUGUGUGUCACAAGCAAACUUUUCAUAAAAGUUUAUUAUACACGAUUGAGUUUUGCUACUCGGGAACCUCUUGCGGUGGAAUUUCUAACUACGGGUACAGGGGUACACCAAAGAUGGCGGAAAAGGGUGCGAACUCCUGCGAUGGAGAAGCGUCAGCCGAAGAAAAUGCAGAUUCCGCCUCGAAAUCUCCGCUGAACAAGCAAUGGGUGAAAUUAAACGUCGGUGGUACCUGCUUUCUGACGACCCGUACUACUCUCUGCCGCGAUCCAAAGUCCUUUUUGUAUCGACUAUGUCAAGAAGACCCGGAGUUGAGCUCUGACAAGGAUGAAACCGGCGCCUACUUAAUUGACCGAGACCCCACUUACUUCGGACCUAUCUUAAAUUAUUUACGGCAUGGGAAACUCGUCAUAAACAAGGACCUAGCUGAAGAAGGGGUGCUGGAAGAGGCAGAGUUCUACAACAUCACCGAGCUCAUCAAGCUCGUGAAGCGGCUCAUCCAAGAGCGCAACCAGCAUCACAGAGCGCGGGACGCCAAGAAGCAUGUGUAUCGCGUGCUCCAAUGUCACGAGGACGAGCUCACCCAAAUGGUUUCCACAAUGUCCGACGGGUGGCGCUUCGAACAGCUGAUCAACAUCGGCUCUUCGUACAACUACGGAAACGAGGACCACGCCGAGUUCCUGUGCGUGGUGUCGCGCGAGUACCCCGGCGCAACUCCCAACGCCACGGAGUUCGAGCCCACCGAUCGUGCACAGCUGAUCCAGCAGAAGGCUGCCCGCAUGUGAGGCCACUCAACCAAAGCCCCCACCUCACCUCCUGCUGUUGAUGGGCCAUUAUCUGUGAUAGCAACAAAAGAAUCACAGCCAGUGCAAUGCGUGCCGGGGAGACGCAGUAGAAGUCUUAGCACCACACACACACACACACGUUCCGUUGUGCGUCGGCCGUUACGUCAGCCUAGUGCCAAGUACCAAAGACCCCCCUCCUCCUCCUCCUCCCAACUCAAGAAUCUCCUGGGAACACCGAGUCAUCGCAAGUUUUUUCUAGGAAGACUUUUCCGCCGCCACGUGUUAUUUUUUCGUUGUUGGCCGUCAACUCAUCAGCUCCCAGCAUUUCUGUGUUGUCGUUGUCACUCUGAGUGUAACACCGUCUUGCUAAUAAAACCGGUCGAGAACGA
Ornithodoros turicata is the source of this 2059-nucleotide messenger RNA. RefSeq names its product BTB/POZ domain-containing protein KCTD5-like. Gene Ontology annotation, molecular function: cullin family protein binding. The record is from RefSeq and is a predicted model, not a curated record. Lineage: Eukaryota; Metazoa; Arthropoda; Arachnida; Ixodida; Argasidae. The transcript is spliced from 5 exons. Gene Ontology annotation, biological process: protein homooligomerization; proteasome-mediated ubiquitin-dependent protein catabolic process. Gene Ontology annotation, cellular component: Cul3-RING ubiquitin ligase complex; cytoplasm. Bases 831 to 1670 code for a protein of 279 amino acids.